UUUGAGGAAAAGAUCCUCUGCUCUAGCAAUUGGUGAAGAAUGUCAUAGUAAGAAAUUACGCCAAAGCAACCUUUUUGAACAAAACAAGUGCCUCUUUUGUGAAAAAGAUCUGAAAUAUCUCAAAGGAAACACAAAAGAAUCAUUAACAAAAUGCCAAACAGACAACGCUUCAACAUCAAUAAUAAAUGCAGUGAAAGCCCAAGAAGACUGGACUUUACAUGCAAAAAUAGGAGGACGCUGUUUGAUAUCAGCAGAAGCUUGGUACCAUAAUACCUGUAGAAGAAAUUACUUGUGCAAGAAAGUACGAACGAUAAAUGAAGAGGAAAAGGUUUUAAUAACAUCAUUUGACAUCAUAUGUAAGCAUAUAGAUGAACAUGUCCUUCAAACCGAUGGAGUUGAAACACUUGAACAUGUCCAUGAGCUGUAUCAGGCACAAAUGAAGGAAAACAAUCUGAGUGACUAUAACCCCAAAUAUAAACAGCUCUUCCUGAAGAACAAACUUUCUGUUCGCUAUAAAGAUGACCUUUGUUGCAAUCUACUCUUAAUUGCCUUUCAUUUGAGUAUAAUAAAGCUAUACUUCAGAAAGAUCUAAAAAUUAGCGAAAAUUUCUGUUUUCCUGAAAAACACAGAAUAUAUGUGAAAUAGAUAGAUGUUGCGAAUAUAAAUAUAUAAAUUAUAUAUAAUAAUAUAAAUUUCAAACAAUAAUAUUAAUUACUUUGGUUUAGAAUGAAAAAUUUAUGAUUUUUGCGAAAAAGUCCCGUCAUUUUUAAAGCGGCGGCCAUCUUGAAAAAUUUUUUUUUGCGUAAAACUAUUCAUCAAUAUACAUCUUUCCACCAAAUAUGAAGAAAAUCCGUCAACUAAUAUUUGAGUUAUCUUCCGGACGGACGGACGGACUGACUGACUGACAGACUGACGGAUGGACGGAGGGCUUAACUAUAUCCCUACCGAACUUCGUUCGUUGGGAUAAUAAUGUAUAUAUCAAGGAAAACUGACAUUAUUUUUUCACUUUGAACACAAAUAAAGAAUUCUUAGGAAAUUGUGCCAUGGCCCCUUUCUAAUUUUUUUGCAAAGCCAGUUUACCAUCAGCGAG
This is a messenger RNA of Owenia fusiformis, 1090 nucleotides long. NCBI's taxonomy places the organism in Eukaryota, Metazoa, Annelida, Polychaeta, Sabellida, Oweniidae. The record is from the annotation of a GenBank genome assembly.